Messenger RNA from Staurois parvus, 459 nucleotides. The record is from the annotation of a GenBank genome assembly. NCBI's taxonomy places the organism in Eukaryota, Metazoa, Chordata, Amphibia, Anura, Ranidae.
CAGGUCUCGGGCCCUCAGGCGGAGCGGCGGGCGCCGGACCCCCAGAUGGAGCGACAGGUCUCGGGCCCCUCAGGCGGAACGGCGGGCGCCGGACCCCCAGGUGGAGCGACAGGUCUCGGGCCCUCAGGCGGAGCGGCGGGCGCCGGGCCCCAGGGCGGAGCGACAGGUCUCGGGCCCCCAGGCGGAGCGACAGGUCUCGGGCCCUCAGGCGGAGCGGCGGGCGCCGGACCCCCAGGCGGAGCGACAGGUCUCGGGCCCUCAGGCAGAGCGGCGGGCGCCGGACCCCCAGGCGGAGCGACAGGACUCGGGCCCCCAGGCGAAGCGGCGGCGGGCACCAAGUCACCAGGCACGACAGUGGGCUCCGAGUCAACUGGCAUGACCGCUGGCACUGGGUCAGACAUUGGAUCGUCUGGCUGGACAGCGGGCAUCGGGUCACCAGGCAUCAGGUCAUUUGGCUCG